Messenger RNA from Trypanosoma cruzi, 1794 nucleotides. RefSeq lists its product as uncharacterized. The transcript has a single exon. Gene Ontology annotation, biological process: transcription initiation at RNA polymerase III promoter. The record is from RefSeq and is a predicted model, not a curated record. Lineage: Eukaryota; Euglenozoa; Kinetoplastea; Trypanosomatida; Trypanosomatidae. The coding region runs from base 1 to 1794 and encodes 597 amino acids. Gene Ontology annotation, cellular component: transcription factor TFIIIC complex.
AUGUCAGGUGUGGCACCGCAUCGACGCUUUGUCUCGGUGGAGCUCCCUUUUUGCCUCCCUGUGACCACAAGAAGGUCUCCCAUAUCGGAUGGCAACGGGCUAAAAGAGGAGGAGCGUCGAAUGGUGGAGGCCUUUGUACCGCCAUCAUUUUUACGUCCUACCCUUGAUGAGAUCUUUCCCAGUUUUGGGGAGGGAACAGGAAGGGAAACGGCGAAGACUCCAACGGGGAGUGUAGCAAUUGGGAAGAAACAGUUUAAACACCGAGCGGCGAUUGCCUCUGCGUCGGAAUACUACACGGGUGAGGUCUUUUCUGGCUGGCGUCCACUGGACUUUGAGGCAGAAGCAGAUAACAUGCAAGCAAAGGACAGCAAGCAAAUUCUUUUGGGACUUACGGGCGAGGAGGGAAAGUGUGAACGAGAGAAAAUGCUGCGUGAGUCGUUCCCUUCAUUUACGCCACAGGUUUUACUUCAAGGGUUCUAUAGAAACGAUGUACUUCUGGAGGUGACGCGCACUCGGCGCGUGAAGCGGUUACGGGAUCCCGUCAGUGGUCGGGUUGUGAAGGAGAUGUUUCUCCAAGAGGAUGAGGGCUCCAGCCAGUCGAAGGCGACGGUGGUGGGCGUGGUGUCGCGUGAAGUAGACCUUGUUCGGCCCGCCGACUUUUGUUUCGGCCCUUUUUCAAAAGAUGUUUUGGCGGCUGCGCCGGCGCUCUGCAGCGGGAAUUUAUUUCCGCCGGCGCAUUUUGUGGCGGAGAAGAAUCCGUUUGAGGUCGAAUGUGAUUUCGGCGGUCACUUUCAACUGGAGGUUUCAAAGCCGCCAGGAGGUGAUGUCACCCGAGACGAUAAAGAGGAGGGGCCGUUGGAGUGGGACUUUGAGGUCAUGCCUACGUUGUCCGUCAUGGCCACCGACUCUAGCAUUCCACCCCCCAUGCUCCCCGCACAGAAGGAUCUUCUACGCCGCCUGAAUGGCGGGGAUGCCGAGAAGGAAUGCGUGGAAGUACGAACCACGAAAAAGCUCCUGGAAGAGCGUCCUGUAUGGAUUGCGCAAGAGCUUUUGGACGCCGUUCUUCAGUCUGGAAUUUGCCCGCGCAGACACAUCAACAAAAAAGCCAUGUCAUGUCUGACUUAUUUGAUUAAGAAUGGCCCUUUUAGCAGAUUGCGCAUUAGGAUUGGGUUUGACCCUUACGCCAGUCACAAAACAGCCUCGCUGCAGCGGAUUGUGUUGAAGAUCAAUCGCCGUUCGGAACUAGGCACACUACUGCGUGACAUCAGCCGCGUUCCUCAUAUCGCGGACGUUCUGGGGGAAAUAGAAAAAAAACACGCUCAAGCGACGGAAAACGCCGAUGCAAAACUCUUGAAUGUUUUGCCGUGCCCUUCCCGGGGUUCAUUUAUUGCGAAACUCUGCGAGCUCAUUCAAGAUGGAAGGCUUUACGUCGCCAUUCAAAUUGUUGAUCUGAGUGACGAUGCGUUUUUGAGAGAUCUGCUUCUGAGGGUGCCGCCGGCAACCGACAUGCCGUUAGAGCAGCGGAACUGCAGAAACGGGUGGAUAGGAGAGGCCGGCUACCAUCGCGUUGCGGCCUAUAUCACAGAGUCACUUUACAACUUGAUAAAAAAUGAGGUGACACCAGCGCUUGAGAGCCGCGAAAGGAGCGAGGGCCCUACGAGGCUGACUGAAAGACGGCGCAGCGAAGGCAGCUCGACCCCAUCCCAGUGUGAAAGCAACACCGACAACGAUGAAGAGGAAGAGGAUGAAAAGGAUGCCGAUUCCCUUAACAGCGCCGCUUCGGCAGCUCUUUAG